Molecule: messenger RNA, 2314 nt
Organism: Exophiala mesophila
Lineage: Eukaryota; Fungi; Ascomycota; Eurotiomycetes; Chaetothyriales; Herpotrichiellaceae
Exons: 2
Coding region: 325-1995 (556 amino acids)
Source: RefSeq, a predicted model, not a curated record
GAAAGUCUGAUCCCUCUCGUCUCCAAACUUUGCACUUUGCACUUUACAAAUCCACGUUGCAACUGCCUGAAAAUCGUCAUAUGUUUUGCCCUCCUUCCGUCUCCGCCCUUCUUCAGAAAACGUAAACAAACCUCCACCACUUGAUUGACGAACAAACACGCUUAAUAAGGUCACCCAACAGUUGUGCCUCCUUCGACCCAGUCUUGUCCCAGACGCGUUCUCUUGCCAACGUUUGCGGAGUACCGAUAUCUGACCCUUCUCGAUCCCACCACAUAGCCCAACUGACCCUCACGCGUCAACGCAGCCUUGACUGCGACCGUCAAGAUGAGUCUCAAGACCAUCUACCAGCGCUUUCUCGAGAAUCCCAACCCGAUCAGCCUCUCGGAUAAUGCAUCCCUACACUACGUCACAACAUUGAAGUCAUAUGAUGAGCCCGCUGGCAUAAUUCGUCACCUCGAGACCCAGGAUAAGAAGAUUGUCAAGACCAAAAGUGCCAAAGUCAUCUCGGCAGUAGAAGGACAUGACGCGCUUGCCAUUGAAGUCGAAACCGUGUUGGAAUUCAUCUCCGGAGGAGGAGCAUACCUGCCUGGUUUGGAAAACUUUGUUGUCGACAAAAUAGCCACAAUCCCCACUACACAUUUCGUCCAAUUUACCGCCGACCAGAAGAUCUCAGGAAUUCGUAUCUUCUGGGACCAAGGUUCACUACUCAAGCAAACAGAUGUCAUCGGUUCACGAGGGAGAAACUGGCCUUUGGUCGAUGGUCAAGACCAGAUCCGACUCAUCAAGUCCAACGUCCGGGCAGCACCCGUGAACAACACUGAAUCCUCUGGUCCUAAUCGCGGCCGAGCGGAGAGUGGCAACAUAUCCUCGUCUCGAACCACAUCUCCAAGCAAGAAACAUAUCAGAGACCCUCAUGCUAGCUUGGAUCUGUUCGCUCCCAAGCCCAUUGACGAAAACUCCAAUCAAAGCGGUUCGAACGUUGUGGCACCGCGUGCAUCUGCGAAGCCCCCCGCCCGCGAAAUGAACGAACUUUUUGCUGCUGGCCACGAAGACCAUGAGCCCGGAUCGCCCAAGAAGGUUCCGAUCGUCCCUGUCCUCCCACCCAAAGGUCGUAGCAACCAGAAAUUUGCGCCUUCGCGAUUGUUUGCGGACGACCCCGACGAACCUAAGGCUGUGGGUUACAAAUCGAACCCAGCCAAAUACAAUCACUUUGACAUUGGCGACGAGAAUGAAGACGAUCCCAUGCAACACCACGAGCCUGUUGGGCAAGCCUCAGAGAAUGUCCCUCUUCGACCCAAGACAACAAAACAUGCGCCGCAGUGGGAGUUCCAAGACUUCUAUACACCAGCCAAGGUUGGUCAAAGAGUUCGAGGUCAAGAUGUGGUUCAUUUCAGCCUCACGAACCCGGCCAGCAAUCCGGAAACACCUGGACAAAAGGCUGCUGCAAGACCCCGUCGUGACAACGAGACACAUUUUGAGCUGAAGGAUGACGGCACACCGAUUGAGCGACAUGUUGUGCCCAAGCCUCGAAAGGAUGCCGACCCGCACUUUGAAUUCAAGGAUACAGACACUCCAGCGCCAGCCCGCAUGAGUGGUCGUCCAACUAGUUCGGCAGGCGACCGUCAGGGAUUGUACACCAACAACCUGUAUGAUGAGGAAGACAGUGCCCGAGGCGAGUCAAAAGCGCCUCUUGCUACCAUCACCAACAAUCAAGGUCGCAAGAACGACUUUGAAAGACACUGGGGAACGUCAGAUGAAUCCCCCUCGAUGGAGAGAACGGGUAACGAAAACAAUCACGCUGCGCACGGCCACAAGAAAGCAGUCCAAAUGAUGGAUUCACAUUGGGAAGUGGAUGAUCAGCCCACCGAGCAAGACCUGAAGCAGGCGAAGCAGGGGCCAGUGAAAAAGGGGCUGGAGAGUCACUGGAGCAUGGGAGACGUCACGACCGACACCAAUGGCAAAACGGCCAAAAAGGGUGGGUUUUGGGACUUUUGAGAGGAACACAGUAUGGUGAGUUGUAUUGUUGUGUCUCGUUCACAUCCACCAGCAUAGCAAUGACGGUUGUGUGUACUCACGAAUCUCCUGGAAGCCGACUUUGACGAGAAUCCGGUGAGGUGGAAUCAUUGCGGAUAUCAAAAUUGAAUUAUGAUGAACGAUCCUCCUUUCUUAAGCUAGUGGUAGUACAAUCCAUGAUAGAGUACAAACAGGAGGGCAAAAUGCCAUGAAUGUCAACCAACACCAAGCUAGAAGUCAUGGCAGCGCCACCGAGUCUCUGUCCAUUGUACUACGGAGUAUAGGUACCAAGAUAUCUGAG